CCUUUGGGGGUGUUUCUUCCUUUUACAUUUAUAUACAUCUAGAGCUUCCGUCUGGUCCGGUCUUGACUUUGACCGUCCUUUUGCUAUGUUUUGGUGUCUGUUGGAUCUAUCUUGUCCUGGGGAGUUUGGUGUGUACGCCGCUGCUUGGGCUUUUCUUACAAAUCUUCAUAUCUAUCUGCUUAUCUUCUGAUCUACUGAUCUACUUACGGGUCUAUGUAAUGUCUUCCGAGCUGCUCGGGAUGUUCGGACUGUGCGGGAUGUUUGUCGGCGUGUGGCGUUCUGCACUUUCGUUUCCCCGUGGCUUUCUUUGCUUUUGCUUUUGCUUUUGCUUUUGCUUUUGCUUUUGCUUUUGCUUUGCUUUUGCUUCUUGCUUUUGCUUCUUGCUUUCUGCUCUUUACUUUUUACUUCCGGCGCCGCAUGGAUAUGGGCAAUGUGCAAUAGGCAUGGUACGGGAUGGCAGGGCAUAUCAGGGCAUGUAUUUUUAUCACAACUGCGCAGUGCGAACUUCGGAUUGGGACGCAGGUGUUUGCCGGAGCCACGGAGGAGUGGAUGAAGCAGAGAAUGAAGGAGUGAAUGAAGGACCCUCGCAUACGGUAUCCAGUGGGUGCUACUCUACUCUACCGUACCUACUCUACUCUACUGCAGUGAUCAUUGACGGAGCAGUGAUCGGUGAUCAUUGAAGCGUGAAACAACCGUGCCUAUCCGCUCUGCUCCUACUCCUGCUGCGGACACCGACAAGGACCCGGACACGGCUGUGGCUGCUUCGAGGUAGCGAGUCGAGGUAGCGAGUCUCAAUCGCCA
Molecule: messenger RNA, 801 nt
Organism: Tricharina praecox
Lineage: Eukaryota; Fungi; Ascomycota; Pezizomycetes; Pezizales; Pyronemataceae
Exons: 1
Coding region: 219-680 (153 amino acids)
Source: RefSeq, a predicted model, not a curated record